Penicillium subrubescens is the source of this 1584-nucleotide messenger RNA. RefSeq lists its product as uncharacterized. The record is from RefSeq and is a predicted model, not a curated record. The transcript is spliced from 2 exons. The coding region runs from base 1 to 1584 and encodes 527 amino acids. Lineage: Eukaryota; Fungi; Ascomycota; Eurotiomycetes; Eurotiales; Aspergillaceae.
AUGACUUACCUCAAGGACAGCUAUCAGCGGUUCCUGGCGAACCCCAGGACCGCGCCGUUGGCCGCCAAUGCCUCGCUGAUCUAUGUCCCCACUACCACCAAAAUCGAGGGCGCCGACGCAAUCGCAACCCAUACGACACGACAGGCAAGGAUUGUCAAGAAGAACUCCGAGCGCAUUAUCAAUGCCAUUGAGAGCUCUGAUGCGUUGUGCUUGGAUAUGGAGACCACCCUGGAGUUUGUCGAGGGUGGUGGCGCGUAUCUCCCCUCGCUCGAUGAUAAUUUCCUGGCCGACCGCGUCGUGACUUUCCCCACGGUCCACAUCGUCCACUUCAAUGCCGAACAAGAAAUCCAACAAGUCCGCAUCUAUUGGGACCAGGGCUCGCUACUGAAGGAGGUGGAGGUGAUUGGCGCGCGCGGCCGUUCCUGGCCAAUUCGCCCAGCACAAGAGCAGAUUCGUCAGUUGAAGUCGGCCAUUGAACUGAAGUCCGCUGCGCCUGUCCUCAAGCCAUCCUCCGAAGGGAACAAUGACUUGCCCCCUCGACCUGCGUCCCCAGGCAAGCGACACAUCAAGGACCCUUACGCUGCGGACUCGCUGUUCGAUCUGCUCUCUCCCCAGAAGGGCGACGACGCGAGAGAGCAGAAUGAUGCCCCUAGACCUUCAUCCCCCGGCAAGCGACACACUCGCGAUCCCUAUGCCGCUGCCUCCUUGACAGAGCUGCUGUCGCCUAGCAAGGACGACUCUGCUCCUCCUCGCCCAUACGCACGUUCAUCUGCCCAGCCUGCGCCCCGCCAGUAUGGCGAGCUAUUCAUCGGAGACGAUGACGGCAUGCCCAGCACACCCUCCAAAGCUCAGAAAGUGAUCGCGCCCAAGGCUGGAUCCAAAUUCCAGGGCAACCGCAUUUUUGAAGACGACGAGCCCACAGACGAGCGCGCCCCGUACAAGACCAACCCUCUGAAGUUCAACCACUUUGAGAUUGGCGCCAACAACGCCGACCGGGAGGUCAAGGAGGAGCCGCAGCGCAAAUCGCGUAACCAGUCGCAGUGGGAUUUUGGCGAUUUCGCCACUCCAGUGAAGAACACUGAGGAGGCCCGUGGAUUCGGAUAUAGCGAUGACGACGCGGAGGCCGAGUCUCCCCCUGCUCGUCCCGCAGUUCACAAGCCUCGUCGCGACGCGGAUGUGCACUUUGAGAUGACGGAUGACAAUGACGAGGAGGACGAUGGCCGCGUUAUCAGUUCCUAUGAGAACCGCGGCAAAGGCCUUUACGAGAACCGUCUCUUCAACGAGGAUGGUACCCCAAAGACCACCGCUGGAGAAAAGAAUAAGCCCGAAGCCCUCGGUGUGACUGGUAACAAUGUCAGUCGCAGCAAGGAUUUCGACCCUCACUGGGAGAUGGCCGACGAAUCCCCCGCGCCCACCAGCCGCAACACCCCCAAGCCUGUCGCUUUGGAUCGUGCCAGGGCUCUUCAAAUGAUGGAGUCAUCGUGGGAUAAUUACGAUCAGUCCCCUGAGCCUACUCGCCCUGCUACGUCUCUGCACAACCCAUCUCGUCACAACCAGCGUUCUUGGACUAUGGGUGACGAGUAA